Molecule: messenger RNA, 312 nt
Organism: Aspergillus candidus
Lineage: Eukaryota; Fungi; Ascomycota; Eurotiomycetes; Eurotiales; Aspergillaceae
Exons: 3
Coding region: 1-312 (103 amino acids)
Source: RefSeq, a predicted model, not a curated record
AUGCAUCUCCUCUCCCUCCUCGCAGCAUCCCUCCUCUCAGCAACAGCACUCGCCCGCAAUCCCUUCAUAGACUACUUCUGCGACCUCGCCGCAGACAACACCAAAUUCAUCCAGCAGCCGUACUGCUGCUCCGACCUGGUGCCGGCACGAAACAACGACAAAGGGAUGAUGGGUGAUAAAUGCGAGCAACUCGAUGAUGAGCAUGUUAUUGUGAAGUGUAAGGAUGGGACGAAGCCUGUGUGCUGUUAUACUGUUGGCCCGAAGUACAUUUGCACUACUGUCGCGCAGUUGGAGACGGCGGCUGAUGAGUGA